Parascedosporium putredinis is the source of this 207-nucleotide messenger RNA. NCBI's taxonomy places the organism in Eukaryota, Fungi, Ascomycota, Sordariomycetes, Microascales, Microascaceae. The record is from the annotation of a GenBank genome assembly.
AUGUCCUCGUCUCAUUAUAUCUCUGCUCUUAUCGGUGCCUUCGUGGCCUUGGCGGUUAUGGUCGUGGUGGUCACGGCCAUGGUGUCCGCGGGCGUGCUAGCUGUGGGCGACUCCGGUGGCGCCGUUAGCGACGCUUCGACGGGCGUCCUCCUGCUAUCCACGCCCUGGCUGCUGUGGCUACUAGUCUGCCUGUCCUCGCUGAUUUGA